UAUUGAAAAAGCGGUCAUACGACAGUAAUAGCAGCACUAGCAGCAGCGUCGCAAAUCCGUUACGAUGGAUGAAUGCCAAUGGAUAUGAUAUCGCAUAUUUCUUGGGGCACGCAACGACCGACCUAACAAUUUGUGUGCCAAAACGUGCAAAAAUGCUUGACUGCGCACCGGAUGAUGAUGAGGAGCUGAAGAGAAACGUCGAGAGGCGGAAUGAAUCGUAUCGAAUGGCCUUUUGCUACCUCAGGGAUAUGGCUGAACGUAGGCAUAGCGAAGUACGUUGUUGCAGUUAUUGCUCUUGAAA
Molecule: messenger RNA, 301 nt
Organism: Gongylonema pulchrum
Lineage: Eukaryota; Metazoa; Nematoda; Chromadorea; Rhabditida; Gongylonematidae
Source: the annotation of a GenBank genome assembly